CCCACAACGACGAAACUGACGAUGGCAAUGAUGUUGCCGGUGGUGCACAGCUGAGUUCCGGCGCCCUGCAUGCCACAACAUGGCAGGCCGGACUUGUAACCAAGCUGCUGGCGCUAGUUGAUGUGCGCACAAACCAGCAAGGAGACGCCGAUACGGCAGCCGCAAUGAACGGUACCAGUCACAGGUCAGCAGAAGCAUCAGCGGCAUGUGCGCCUGCGGUCACGGAGCACAACCCCGCUGUUGCGCUGGCGUACUUGACACGGCUGCAUGACUGGCUCAUCAGACGAAUUAAGCGCCACAUUGACGCUGUGCUGGCGGAGUCGAGCCAUGCGGCCACGCCCGCAACCGCUGGCACCCAGGCAGCGACAUCAAGUGGUGCGCACCGCUUCUGUUUAGAGGACGGUGCCGCGUUCAUCUCCCUGCUCCUACAGAUCACAUGCACAGACGCUGCUGCGUUUCGCCGCUGGCGUGGCGAACGCAGUCCCCAGGCGCGCACGACCGUCCCGCACGACCCGGCGCUGCACGCCAUCACAGCCUACCUCCGGCGUGGGCCCCCUGUCGCAUGCCACCUGCAAGAGCUUGCCUCGGUUGUGUGCGAUUUGACGGCGAAGGUUGUCAGGUUGGAGGCCGAGGUGUCUGGCGGGGAUCCAGACAGCGCUCUUCUCGAAGACGAUGAAUUCGCGCGGUCUGAUCCCAGGCAGCAGGCGGUGCGGCUGAGCAGCGAAAAUCGCCACCUCAUUGCCAGCCAUCUCGCCCCGCGCCACACCACGGAGCGCACACAGGCCCUCUGCCUGGAUGUUGUGCACUGCUGGCGCGUCAUCGCGCGUCGUGUCGCCACAACGUCGUCGCCGCCGCCACGAUCGCCAUUGGCCGCAAACGCGGGUGGCGCUGGCGUGGUGUGUGAUAUUGGCGCGGAUUUGCUCCUUGGCGAUGCCGUCUUUGGUGAUGUCAGCUGCCCUGCCCUGAUCGCGCUGGCAGCCUGCCAGUCGCUGGCGCAGGUGCCCCCGCUCGACCCACGCAUUCGUGUGCACGCGCACCAGCAAGUGUUGCGUGUGCUUGCCCAUCCAGAGGUCGCCUCCAACGCCCUGCAACAUGACGAGGCAUUCCCUCUCCCGGCGUGCUUCAACACGGUGCUCGAUGUCAUCACACGCGUCGCCCCGCCACUCAUCGCUGCCAUCAUCAACAGCGCUUCACCCUCCAGCGCUUCCACCUUCAUCUCAACGCCGACCCCCUCAGCGGCAGGACCAGGGGCGCAAGAUCCGCUGCACGACCGCAUGCUGCAGCAGCUGCAGGGUGACAUCUCCCUCGAGCACGUCCGCACCGGCUUCCUCACGCGUGUCUGGCGCAUGGCUGUCCCGUACGUGUUUCCGCGCGAGCUGAAAUCGGACCUGGACGUGUCCCAGCGCAUGGCUGUUGCAAACCUCAUCGUGGCUGUCGUCGCCGUCUCACCAGCACCAGCACUGCGCAGCCUCGUCUUACCCAGCACCACCAUCGGCGCUCCACAGCUGGCAGGCAAUGGCAAUGGCAAUGGCAGUGGCAGUGGCAGUGGCAGUGGUGGUGGUGGUGGUGGUCAAGGUGACCGGAUCAAGACAGCGCUGGUGGAGGUCAUGGCGCUGACACGCGAUCGCCACCACCUGUGCCGCAUCCACAUGGCCCGCGUCCUCCCGCUCCUGAUGCGAGGCAUCACCUCAACGGCGCCUGCAUUGUGUGUGCCUGCAUUCGAUGCGCUCAUGACCGUUAUCACCCCUCUCUUCAACUCUUUCCUGCGCGGUGGCACUGAUGAUGAUGUUGAUGAUGAUGAUGAUGUUGUUGAUGAGCAAGAGGAGGAUCCGUACGUCCAUCACAUUAUGGAGUUGCCGGAUGACCACGACUACUCAUCCGAGCUGCAGGCGCAGUUCAAUACCAGUCUCCUCGUUGUCGCAGAGAUUUUCCCGGUCUUUCCAGAGAUGCAACCGCGCCUGGCGUACCUGCUGGCAGUAUGCGCGUUUCUCGGUCAACACACCUUCGUCUCCCAUCUGCUUCGCCGCAUCGCUGCCAGCGUCAACGCUCGCAAUACGACGGAGGUUGUCAUUGCACUGCUGCCGGGCAUUCUUUCUCGCUGGAUGACGCUGACACAGCCAUCGAUGAGCGGUGAUGCAAGCUGCCGCACACCGCUCAAGGCCACGCCCUUCUGCUCCCUGCCGGUGGGGGUGCUCGACCCCUCUGUCGUGCGAAGUCGUGACACUUGGCGCCGUACACGCAAUGCAGCGGCCUCGCUGUCGCCGUCCGCUCAGGCAAACCUGGAGCGCUUUGUGACGCGGCACUGGCAGGUGUUUGUUGGUGUCAUCAUUGGCGCUGCUCCGCUGCUCUCCAUCGACUCCUGGCUCGCAGCCGUCUGUACCGUCAUCCGAAAGCGGCCAUCUGUGGCUGUGCGCGGAAGUUUUGCGCUGUGUCGUGCAUACAUUGCGGCGUUUUCAGUGUCGCCCGUGCGGGACCGCCUGCGAAAGCUCUCAGACUUGGCAACGAGCCCCAAAGGCAACAGCCACAACGAUGAUGACGAUGACGAUGACGAUGUGGAUGGCGGUGUUAGUAAUGGAGGGCUUGACGCUGCAGAGGUACAGCAGCGGUUCACUGGUCAGACGUUCCGCGCCCUAUUUGCGCUCGCCCUGCCGCUUCCCUUUUCCAGCGAUGACGGCAGCGGCUCCAGCGCCAUCACCCCAGAGGCGCCGCUGCUCACCUGCAAGAAGUGCCACGUCGCACUUGUUGAAUGCGUCGCAGCUGGCCAGGGCACCACCGCCCGCCGUUCACUGGGAUCGCUGCUCACCAAGGAGCAGGACAGCGUGUAUGAUGCCAUUGUCGACCUGUGGGAUGCCCUGUGCCGCACGCAACACCCGGACAUGCAAGCCCUGCAUAUGCGCAAGCUCAAGUUUCUUGUGUGCGACAUUCUGGAGUCGCAGCGUGUGCUUGGGUGCCGCUCGCGUGGCAGCUCGUCAUCCUCCAUCUACACGGCACCCGUGCUGCAAGCAGUGCUCGAGCUGUGUGUGCUGGCACUGUCCUCAGACGACGCGAACGCACACACAGAAACGGCGACCAUGGUGACAACCACCACACCCACCGCCACAGUUUCAGCCACAGCCCCUCGUUGUGUCGCGUCCAACCGUGCAGCAGCAUGCACGGCGAUGCAGCUGCUGAUACAGCUGUUUGAGAUGGCUGAUUCCGCCUCAAAGUUCGCCCUACAGGCGUUGACGGCGGCAGUGCCCAGGAUCAUGCACCAUGUGGCGCGACUCGCAACAACCACACCCGACACCAUCGCCAUGCAGAGCCGUGGCGGUGAAGACAGCUGUCACGCUGGUGGAGUGUAUGCGGGUGCCGAGGAGCAGGAGUGGGUGGCGCGCGUGGCCAAGGCGUCGCUUGUGCAGGAGGCGGUGAUGUGGAAGAGGGGACCAUCUGCAAGGACAAGUGCAGCUUGCGGCGAUGCAGAUGAAGGUGAAGAUGAUGGCGAUGGUGACGAUCGUGGUCGUGAUAGUCAUGGUGAUGGUGUUGCCAGUGGCGUUACUUGUGAUGAACCGCACGCAGUUGCCGCUCGCGUCCGGCGAUUGGCACGCAUGACGCUGCGCGCCAUAUUUUCGGCUGAAAACGUGCUGGCCGUGUUGGCGGAGACACGGCCCGCGCUGCCCCGCAUCAUCUCAACACACGAGCUCACCGGCGAAGCUGCCGCAGCGGGUGACAUAUCGCUUGCAGCAGCAGCAGUACCAUCAUCAUCAACAACAACAACAACAACAACAUCAUCAUCAGUGUCACCCCCGUUUUCGCUGCGGUCGCUGCCAGCUGAUGUGCGCUCGAACGUGAAGCAGGUCAUGUCGUUACCAGAGAAUGCAGAUGUUGCGCUGGAGCAGCUUGUGUCGCUCGCCCGCAGUGUUCCGGGCGCUGUUCAAGUGGACACCCUGCGACACCUGCACACGCUGCUGGCCUCGUGGGUUGCCGAAAACAACAACCCCAGCGGCGGCGACAGGGAGAAGUCGCAACUCAGCCUGAGCCGCCUGCUGCCCGUGCUGUCCCCGUUGUUGGGGCAGAGCACCACCGUUGCCGUGCACGCGGCGCGGUGCAUUGGCGAGGUGGGGCUUGGCUGGGCGUACGCGCCCGCAGAGGCGGAGGCGGGGCGGACCAGUGAACACAUGUACAGCUCGCAGGAGAGCGAGCGCCUCAUCAGCAUCAUCGAGCAGCUGCUACGGUUGAUGGUUGCUGGGAAAGAUUCGCGUGUUGUGCUGGCUGCAUUGCGGGCGUUGAGGGAAUAUCGCGUCUUGGAGGAAAGCGGUGUCCGACUCGGCAAGGUGCUGAAACCUGUUCGAACCAUCCUUGGCAGCAAGCACCGCUUUCACCUGCCCAGCAUCAGUGACGCUGUACCUCCCACCGACGGCUUCGCUCGCAACGCGCACACCUCCAGCAGCAACAGCAGCAGUGUGCACAGCAUUUCUUUGGAGGACGCUUCCCAGCAGCCACACGCACGCGGUGGCGAUGUGCGGUUUGAUUUUGAGGCCGUGUGGAGCCCCGCUGGGCUGGCAUACGCGACGUGGCUGACGCGACUUGUGUGCACGCUCAUCAGGGAAUCGGCAGCCAUGGACGACGUGUUUGAAGCACAGUACCUGCCGCUGCUGGCCGUGUGCCGGUACAGCCUGGAGUUUAGCGAGUUUAUUCUGCCGUACGUGGUGCUUGGUCUUGUGAUGAAUGACCCACAGCUGGAGCACAGCCGCAGCAUCAGCCGCAACCUCAACCGCCACUUUGCGUCUGUGACCGCGCAGGCGAGCGCGGACGUGCGGCGAGCAACACAGACGCUGCUCUCGCUCGUCAACACCAUGCGGCGAAUCGAGUACGAGCCGUCUGCCAGUCGUGGGGAGGCCGGGCGACGCGGGCAGUCGCUCACGCACUGGGACAGCCUCAAGUGGCUGCGAGACCUUGACUACCUGGAGGUGGCACACGCUGCGCAUGUGUGCGGGUCCAAGUACUCUGCAGUGCUCUUCUGCGAGAUUGCAGCAGAACGUAUGGCAGAUGCACGCGAGCGUGAGCAGCAGCAGCAGCCACCGCAUGGAAAAGGAAAGGGUGCCAAGCACCACCAGCAACACCAGCAACACCAGCAGAAACAGCAAGAAGAACAAGGGCGGCUGAUGCGCGGGCUGUCUCGCAUGAUGCCGGCCGCCGCAAGCAGCAGUCGUGGCAACGGCAACGACAACCCCGACAACAACGGCAGCAACGACAACAGCGACAACAACGGCAGCACAGAUGGUGCUGCUGGCGACGUGCAUGUGCAGUGGCGGCGGUUGCGGUCAAUCAUGUCGACGUCCUUGCAGCAGUUGCACGAGCCAGAUGGGCUGUAUGCGUUCCUGGACCCGCUCGACAUGCGGCAGCACAUGUUGCUGUAUCACCACGAGCAGGAGUACGGGAAGCUGUUGGCACACGAGGAUAUUCUGCAGGUUGGCGGCGAUGCAAGGGAGAGCAGCGCGGCCCGUGCGCGACUGCUGACUAGUGCGCACCACUGGGGGCUCGCCUCCAUCCCGAGCCUGCUGUGUCGCACCGGCAGUCGCGAGCAGACGCCAGCAGAGGCAGCGUACAUGUAUGAGUCGGCGUGGCGGCUUGGCCAGUGGGACACCCUCGCCCCCACGCAAGCAGAGACAACGAGCAUCCACAAGCACCUGUUCAUGGGUCUGCGGGCGCUGCGCUCGGGUGCGGUUGACGCGUUGGCGUCGAACGUGGCCGACGGCAGCAGCACAACGAUGGCACAGCUCCUAUCCUGUGGGCUUGAGGACGUGCAGGGCAUCGACGAAGAGCUGUUGUCGCUGCAGAUGCUCACGGAGAUGCAGGAGGCUGCUGACGUGCUCAGGUGCCUGCACACCAACGACGUGCACGUGGGCACGCGUCUGAGUGCCAUGGCGGAGCGCUGGGACCACCGCCUGGCCCAGAUGCCACAGCGGUUUGAAGGGCGUGAGGAAGCGACAUCGCUUCGCCUCUCCCUGCUGGAGUUGCUGCUGGAUACGGUGCAGUCGAAGACCGACGCAUCAGCAGCAGCAACAACAACAACAACAACAACAACAACAACAACAACAACAGCUGCUGCUGCUGCUGCCACAAGGAAACAGUCCUCACCACACCCGCGCCUGCAGUUGGAUGGUGAUGACUCGGCAGACAUGAUGAUGACGAUGGCGAUGAUGACGCAGCGUGGUGAGCCGACGCCGCUGCUUCAGGAUGUGCGCACGGCACUUGAGCGGCAGUUCCAGCGCUGUGCGGUGGACACGCUUGCGCUGUGCCGCCGCUUUGACAAGUACCACCACGCCAUUGGGCUGGCACGCCGCUUGCAGCGGCGGAGUGCACACGCGCACACCAUCCCUGCUGACCUGUGGUUGAUUGAGACGGCGAAGACGCUGUGGAUGCGCCAGGACUCGGAGCUCGCCGUGCAGACCAUCAAGGCCAUUCGCGAGAAGCGCAGCCUGUCCGAGGCGUCGCGGCUGCUGGGGAAAUGGACGGGCGACUUGCGCUCAGAAACGCCGACCACCGUCAUCAACUACUUUGAGGAAGCGAUACAGAUUGCGGAGACGGAAGACCACGUUGGCGGCACGUCUGAACAGUACCGGCAGGCACAGCAGAGGCACAGGGACAAACAGAAGGCAGAGUGCUGGCUUGCGCUUGCGCAGUACACAGACGGGCAGUACCAGCUGCUGACGGAGAAGAUGGAGUCGAGCGAUCACACGCGGCACCUGGAGAUUAUCCGCAAGAACGAUGCGGAGGUGACCAUGCACAAGCAGUCACACAACACAGGCAACCGCUCAAGAAACAAGCGCGUCAUGCUGCUGAAGCGGCGGUUGAAAGGCGACAAGGAGGCCCUGAUUGCCAUGCAGACCCGCCAGCAGGAAUACCUACAGCUGGCGCUGCGCAAUUACAUGCUGGCAGCACGCGAGACGCAGAGCGCCUAUCGCGACAUCAUCUUCCGCGUGUGUGCGUUGUGGUUCCAAAACUCGUCGCUGGAGCCCGUGCAGUCCAUCAUUGCAGAGGGCGCCGCCGACCUGCCCACGUACCUAUGGCUGCCCCUCAUCUACCAGCUCGCUGCCAGGAUUGACAAGACGCAUCCGCCGAGCAGUUUCCACAAGACGUUGGGUGACCUGGUGAAGCGUGUGGCGGUGAACCACCCGCACCACGUGCUCUUCGUUCUCAUUGCGCUGGCCAAUGGCGAUCAGGACGGGAUCCGCACGCUCACAUCCGCUGCCGUCGAGAAAACAACGAAGAUGGAGGCUGCUGAUACACUGCUGCACGAAAUUGAAAUGAUGAAGGGCGAGUCUUCAUAUGGUCGGGGCAGGAAGAUGGCCCCGCUGCUGAACCAGAUGCGAACGGUGUGCUCGGGAUACACUGAGCUGGCCAUGAUGCCCAUUGCCAGAGAGUACCAGCGCAACCCGGAGCAGUACAGGAAGAAAUUUUCGCUCGCCACCCUGAAGCAUGUGGAGAAGGUUGCUGUGCUGACAAAGGAGGUGCCGGUUGACCCGACGGGCACGUACAACGACGAGGCGGUGGUGCGCAUCGUCAAGUGGGAAGACCAGUUUUCGUUUGCAGGCGGCGUGAAUCUGCCGCGCAUUUUGAAUUGCAUCGGUACGGACGGAAAGAUCUACAAAGAAGUGAUCAAAGGGAACGACGACUCGCGGCAAGAUGCCGUCAUGCAGCAGGUGUUUGGGGCAAUGAACCAGUGGCUAAAGAGCGAUCCAGAGUGUCAACGCCGCUCCAUGCACAUCCGCACAUACAAGAUUGUGCCGUUGUCCAGCAAGGUUGGAGUGCUGGAGUGGUGCGUGAACACGGUACCGCUUGGCAUGUGGCUGGUGAAGAGGGAAGGGAGCAGCAAACCGGCGCACGAGCGCUAUCGUCCGCAAGAUCGCCCGUCACACCAAUGCCGCACAGCCAUGCGAAAGUCGAAGGUGGAUAAGGCGCGGCAGCUGCAGACAUACCGGGACAUCUGCGCCCAGUUCAAGCCCGUUAUGCGGCGGUUCUUCACGGAGAAGUUCCAGGAUCCGGGCGAUUGGUUCGAGCGGCGGUUGGCGUACACCCGCAGCGUCGCCACCAACAGCAUGGUCGGAUAUGUCAUCGGCCUCGGCGACAGACAUCCAAACAACAUCCUCAUUGACACCAAGACCGCUGAGCUCGUCAACAUUGACCUGGGCGUUGCCUUUGAGCAGGGCACGACGCUGCCGACGCCCGAGACGAUUCCGUUCCGCCUCACGCGGGACAUCAUCGAUGGGAUGGGCAUCUCCGGUGUUGACGGCACGUUCAGGCGCUGCUGCGAGAAGGCGCUCACAGUUCUUCGUAAAUCAGCGUCACCACUGGGUACCAUCCUGGAAGUGUUUGUGCACGAUCCCCUGUCGACGUGGAAGCUGACGCGCGACAAAGCCAAUGCUCUGCAGCGCCCGGAGGACACCACACUGGAGACGAGCACGGCGAUGGACCCCGACUCGCCAACGGAAUCUGUGGAGGAAAACGAGGCGCAGAAAGUGUUGAUUAAGGUGCGGCAAAAGCUGUCUGGGUUCCAUGAUGGGGUGCAGCUAUCGGUUCAAGGUCAUGUCGGCGCUCUGAUCCAGGAGGCGACGGACAUUCAUCGUCUCGCACACUUGUUCGAGGGAUGGCAGGCGUGGGUGUAA
Salpingoeca rosetta is the source of this 8645-nucleotide messenger RNA. RefSeq lists its product as uncharacterized. The record is from RefSeq and is a predicted model, not a curated record. Gene Ontology annotation, biological process: DNA repair. Bases 165 to 8645 code for a protein of 2826 amino acids. The transcript is spliced from 26 exons. Gene Ontology annotation, molecular function: protein serine/threonine kinase activity; protein binding. NCBI's taxonomy places the organism in Eukaryota, Choanoflagellata, Craspedida, Salpingoecidae.